AUGGUGUGGAGGCAGUCUCUUCUCUCUCACGUGGGAUGUUAUGUGGAUGCCACUCUAUCUGGCCGAGUCCUACAGACAUCCCUUUUUUGUUCCCUUUUCUGCCUUCAUCAUUGUUCUCCACCUUUUCUUUACAGUCACGGUUUUGCACGUUCACAGCUUUGUCAGGCAAAUCUAUCCCUUUGGAACUCAUAUUUACAGCCAACUUCCAUAAAGUGUAAGAGUCCCAUUUGGCAGUUGAUGGGAGAAGUGUAUCUGUAUCAUCCGGCGCAGUCUGUCUCCCACCGGGAUCCACGGCUGUUUCUCUCGGCAGCAACAUACAGUGGGUCUCUCUGUGCACCAGACACCUGCCAGGAGGGCCACUGAUCUGUGCAUGUGCUUUCUUCUGCGUGAGUAUGGCGACGAAGAGAAAGAAGGUCGUUGGAUCCAUGGAGCAGAAACCUGGACAAAGGAGAGACAAGGCAGAAGGUAGCCAACAACUAUGGUGUCGAACGGGUAGCAGUAGGAGAAUGGAAAUGGAAUCGAUUGCAGAUAGAAAAAUGGUGUUCUCCAAAGUUACCGAUGGUGUGCUGAAAGAGAGGAAAACAAUGAAAAAUGUGACUAUGAAAAAGUUAUUGAAGCUUUGUAUGUUUGGUUUACGCAGCUGAGAGACAAAGGUGUGUGUAUUUCAGGGCCUAUUUUACAGCAAAAGGUAUUGCGUUUUCGAAAAGAAUUUAAUGAAGGGGAAUCAGAUUUUACAGCAAGCAUUGGCUCGACAGGUGGAAGAAACGUUAUGGAAUCCAUCAGUUAAGUGUUUGUGGUGAGAAGCUGUCAUCAAAUUUUCAAGAAAUAGAGGCAUUCAAGAAAGAAAUUCAAGGGGAAAAAAAUUCAAGACUUUGUUGAAACUGAAAGCCUAACGGGUGAUCAGAUGUUUGAUUGUGACGAGACCGGCCUCAAUUGCAAAAUUUUACCGAGCAAGAGUCUUGCAGCCAGAACUGAAGGGAAAAAAAUUCAAGACUUUGUUGAAACUGAAAGCCUAACGGGUGAUCAGAUGUUUGAUUGUGACGAGACUGGCCUCAAUUGCAAAAUUUUACCGAGCAGGAGUCUUGCAGCCAGAACUGAAGCAGCAGCCCCAGGCUAAAAGCGUAGUAAAGAAAGGCUGACAAUGUUAGCAUGCAGCAGUGCUACAGCAAACCACAAAAUGGACCUCGCAAUGAUUGGGAAGCCCAAAAAUCCAAGAGCCUUUAAAACAGUUUCAAAAAAUGCUCUUCCUGUAAAAUACUACAAUCAAAAAAGUUUGUUGAUGACCAGUGAAAUGUUCAAAAGACUAUUAUUAUUAUAAUAACUAUUAUAUUCCGCCCUAUCUCCCCAAGGGGACUCAGGGCGGAUCACAAUACACAUACACGGCAACCAUUCAAUGCUGUUUGGAGACAGGACAGAACAGAAUAAGACAAACAGAAGGAGGUGCGUAGUCUUGAAGUCCAGGUUUUUGGUGCCUUGGAGGCUGAUGUUCUGCUCAGAUUCAGUCACAGGGGUGCUGUUGCUUCAUUCUCUGUGACAAAGAGCCAUCAGAACUUCCUCCCUCCACCUUCCUCUUGGUCACCGCAUUUCUGGGCUUGUUCUUUAUGGUGUUUUAAAAUACCUCCCCCACAAUUUGCGUUACCUCAUUUCUCUAUUUACAGCUUGUAAACUGUUUUCGAACUGCUUAGGUAAACAGUGAGCUGGGCUGGAGGUCGAGCGCUCACCCCCGACCGGGCUUCAAACUGGCCACCUUUCGGUUGGUGGAUCUUAUUACUGCUGUUGAUUUACCAGUUGUGCUACAGCCCAGCCCUAAGGAACUUGUUCUUUCCACGGAGGAAUUUUUGAAGGAAAUUUACCUGCCCAGGAAAGUGGUUUUGUUGCUAGACAAUGCCUCAACACACCCUGAUGCAGAGGAGCUUCAAGAGGGGGACAUGAAGGCGAUGUUUCUGCCACCGAAUGUAACCGUCAUAUGCCAACCGAUGGAUCAGGGCGUUUUGGAAGAGCUCAAAAGGAACUAUUGCAGGAAGCUAUUCUCGGCAAGGAUAGAAGAAAUGGAAUAAGUUGAUCUCGCAAAGAUGGCGAGACUUGGCAGCGGAGAAAUGGCAAUCGCUGGAAAAGCAGUAGAUAACGGGGAGAAGAGCCAUGUAUGCACCAAGUACAGGAAGCAUUUGGGACACAACUGGGCCUUUCGUCGAGACCAGCAAGCCCACAGAGAAGAUGGAGGUUCUGCCAGAGAAAGGCCCGACAAAUGCAAUGUAUGUGGGCAGUGUUUUACCCAAAAUGUGGCACUUGUGCUUCACAAGACACUUGAUGUUGGGAAAAGCCAUCUUAAAGGGAAAGUAUCUGCAAAAUGUGUGGUGAAACACAAGAAAUUUCACACAGGUCAGGAACAAUACAGAUGCCAAGAGUGUGGGAAGUGUUUUGCUUCCAGUUCAGCCUUGGUGAGGCUCAAAAGACUCCACACAGGAGAGAAGCCAUACCAAUGUCAGGAGUGUGGGAAAUGUUUUGCUGACAGUUCAGCCUUGGUGAUGCACAAAAGAAGCCACACAGGAGAGAAGCCAUAUAAAUGCCAUGAAUGUGGAAAAUGUUUUACUCAGAGUUCAGCUCUUAACAAGCACCAGAGAACACAUACUGGCUAAAAAACAGCCAUUGUGGGUAAAUGUCUGAUUUCAAACAGGACCCUUUGAGAAGUUCUGCGUCAGAUUUGGUGGAGUCCCCGUUCUUGUCAUUUGAACCUGUAAGUUGGAGGUCUGUUCUCUGGAGCAGCAGAAAGAAAGCUCUGUGUGAAAAUCCCUCAGAGCAGUGGUUCUCAAC
This is a messenger RNA of Anolis carolinensis (green anole), 2811 nucleotides long. Its product is annotated as gastrula zinc finger protein XlCGF71.1-like. Bases 2073 to 2636 code for a protein of 187 amino acids. Gene Ontology annotation, molecular function: RNA polymerase II cis-regulatory region sequence-specific DNA binding; DNA-binding transcription factor activity, RNA polymerase II-specific. The transcript is spliced from 2 exons. Gene Ontology annotation, biological process: regulation of transcription by RNA polymerase II. NCBI's taxonomy places the organism in Eukaryota, Metazoa, Chordata, Lepidosauria, Squamata, Anolidae. The record is from RefSeq and is a predicted model, not a curated record.